GCUUGGUGACCAAAAGAAAUUUCUGAAAUUUUUCCUGGUUUACUGAACUCUUCUAUUUUCACAAAAUUGUUUUUCUGUCUAGGUGUGUCAUAAAGCGUAUUUGGAACUUUGCGAAUGCGGCUCACUGGUUCAUGUACAUUGUCCAAAUGGAGUGUACGUGAUUGGCGACCUGAAUGCCAGCAAUUAUAUUGACGAUGCGCCACAAGCUCUUCAUACUAUUAUGUUCCUACUGUUGCUGAAGAUACGCUUCCCGCGACGCAUAAUCCUUCUGCGUGGCAAACAUGAAAUUUGGGAAAUCAACAAGAAGUUUGGACUUCGCAAAGAA
Gongylonema pulchrum is the source of this 325-nucleotide messenger RNA. NCBI's taxonomy places the organism in Eukaryota, Metazoa, Nematoda, Chromadorea, Rhabditida, Gongylonematidae. The record is from the annotation of a GenBank genome assembly.